UCGUUGCUAAGUGAAACAUCUAAUACAAAUUCCAUCGGAUACAUAAAUAAAUUGUAGAUGAUUGUUCAAUGUGUGUGUACUGUAUCUAACAAAAAAUGUUUGUGGAAAAAUAUAUUCAGUUAUUGAAAAUUUAUUAAAGAUAAAAGUAAAGAAAGAAUGCUUGAAAGCCAGUAACAAGGAAUAAAUGCAUGUAGGUAGAAACAUGCAAUAUGGAGUUGGUGUGGAAACAUAGUGUUUUUAUUUAUGAAAUUCAUAAAUAGACAAUUCAGUGUAACUGUUUUUAAAUCAAUUUGGAUAAUGAGUAACCUGUACCAAUAGUGGAUUAUCGCAAAUCGAAAUUCAAGGAAAUAUUUACAAAAUAAUGUUGGAUUUGAAAAGAAUUAUUGUUCUUUGCCUCCCAUCUUUAUUAUUUGCUGCAACAAUGGAACCAGAUCACAGAUCAAUAUUAGCUAAUACCGAUUGGAAAAAACUAUGGAUGGAAACAGGACAAUUAAUGAAUAGAAUAGAUAAUAAUAUCGACAGUAGUGAUAGCUCGUUACCUGAAGAAUCAGAGAUAACGUCUCAAAACCUAACAGUACAGUUGGGUGGAACUGGUUUUUUAGUGUGUAAGGUUCCUGGAGUUGAUAGAGUAGGUGUAAAUUGGAAUCAAAUAUCCUGGAUCAGGAGAAGAGACUGGCACAUUUUAUCAUCAGGUGCUCAACUGUAUACAAACGAUGAGCGAUUUGGCAUCAUACAUACGCCAGGUUCUAACACAUGGACACUUCAAAUAAAAUUUGUCCAAAGGAGAGACAAUGGGCUUUACGAAUGUCAGGUGUCGACAUCGACAGGCGUAAUAUCUCAUUUUGUAAACCUCCAAGUUGUCGUGCCCGAAGCUUUUAUUUUAGGAUCAGGCGAGCUUCAUGUAGAUAUGGGAUCAGCGAUUAAUUUAGUGUGCAUUAUAGAAAAGAGUCCACAACCACCACAAUAUAUUUAUUGGCAACGUAAUGAUAGGAUGGUAAACUACGACGAUAACAGGAGAGAUGUUUCAAUUGAAACAAUCCCAGGACCACGCACGCAGAGCCGUUUAAUAAUAAAAGAACCUCAAAUAAGCGAUUCGGGAAAUUACACAUGUCGUGCAUCCAAUACCGAACCCGCAAGCAUUUAUGUUUACGUAUCGAAAGGUUAUGGUAGUAUGAGAAAGUAAUCACGAGUUGAUGGCAUUUGAUCUUUUUCUUGAUUUAAAGAUAUUGCUUCAAAGUGAAAAAGUCUCGAAUGAACAUAAAUAUUUAGAUUUAUAGAUGAAAUAAGGAUUCUACCAAAAUUGCAGAAUUUCUACGAACACAAUUUGUUGGAAAAUCAUCUCAUAAUAUUUAAACGAAUGACUUUAAAAAUAUGAUCAAGAAUUUAGAUGGAAUUGAAAGGAAUAAGAAGAAAGGAAAUUUGUACAUAGAUAAACAUGUAAAGUUAAUGAAAAAAAUUAUGUUUUGAAAAGUAUAAUUUUAUUACAUGCUGAACUUAUGUGGAGGAUAUAGAAAUCGUUAUUCAAUUGAAUUAAAUUUUAAGAAGAGUUUAAAGUUGUGUAAAUAUAGAAGAAAUAAGACAUUAAUAUAUAAAUAAGCUCAAACGACAUUAUAAGUAUAACUCAAGGUUGAGUAUUGUUUCCAUUCAUCAUCACAAAAAUUUCUCCCGCACAGUAAAGCCAAGAAAAAAAAUUGAGAGAGGAAAUUUCGAAUCGGUACUUCUUGGUACAAAGUUUCAUUCAAGUUUACUGUUGUGUGAACGUGUUAAAUCAAUGGAAAUUGUAGAAUAUCGAUUGGAAGAAAAUUUCUCUGUGAAAAAUAUAGAAAUUAAAUCAAUGUCACAGACGAAAAAGUUUUCAUAAGCGGUUAAAGGAAGUUGAAAAAUACUUAGUUAUGAUUUUCCGUACAUUUCCAGAAGUAAAAAGAAUUUAUUGAGUUAAAAUAUGAAGUAGUCACGGAAACGACAAAUAUAUGAACUUUAAUGUGGAAAAUAUUGCAUUUUAUUCCAAUUCAGAAUUAGAAAUGGCAAUGCGAAAUCAAAAUUUUAUUUCAAUUUAAAGAAAAAUUAUUUGGUAUUAUUCAUCUUAUAAUUUUCCUUAUUGUAAAUAGAUAUUAAGUUUUUUAAGAGAACACAAAACAGAGAAGAAAAAAACCAAUAAACAAAGCCAAUCAAAACUGAAUGAUAUAAAAGAAAGUUUUUCAAUUUGAGAACAGAGGAACUUUUUC
Clunio marinus is the source of this 2225-nucleotide messenger RNA. The record is from the annotation of a GenBank genome assembly. Lineage: Eukaryota; Metazoa; Arthropoda; Insecta; Diptera; Chironomidae.